Talaromyces rugulosus is the source of this 1377-nucleotide messenger RNA. RefSeq lists its product as uncharacterized. The transcript has 2 exons. The coding region runs from base 1 to 1377 and encodes 458 amino acids. The record is from RefSeq and is a predicted model, not a curated record. Gene Ontology annotation, molecular function: hydrolase activity, acting on carbon-nitrogen (but not peptide) bonds. Lineage: Eukaryota; Fungi; Ascomycota; Eurotiomycetes; Eurotiales; Trichocomaceae.
AUGCCCAAAUAUCUUAUCAAAGGCGGCAAUGUCCUGCAAUUUGACCAUGAAAAGACAUCGUCUUUCCCCAAGUUGGACAUUCUUGUGGAAGACAACAUCAUUGCGAAGAUCGGUCCAGACUUGAGCACAGAAGGAGCUGGGACCGAGGUUAUCGAUGCUUCAGACUACAUAGUCUCCCCGGGUUUUAUUGACGGCCAUAGGCAUGUUUUCCAAGCUCAACUGAGAACCACUGUUGCGGACCAUCCCUUUCUCGACUAUUGUGCACAUCUCCUACAAGGCCGUAUGACAUUCCUCACUCCGGAUGACAUGUACCUCGCCCAGCUGUCCGGCGCGACGGAGGCUCUAUGGUGUGGCAUUACUACCGUUAUGGAUCACUCUCAUGUUGUUGUUUCCAUUUAUUGCGUCGCCCCGUUCGCCAAUCCGCAGUCACUGAACCCCAUGGUCCUACCUGACAUGGAUGAAAAACACCCGGAGCAGAUCGCACUCUUCAAGUCCCUAGCUAGCGAGAGUCCACUGGGUGGGCAAAGUAAUGAUGGCCGCGUCACCAUCGGCCUAGGUUAUGAUACCAUGAACCACCGACCUUUGGAUGAGGCUCGAGAAGUUCUCCAGUUCGCCAAAACCAACAAUAUUCCAGUGACCGUCCACGAUGUCGAGAGAUUUAAUUUGCCAUCUCUUGAGUUCCUGCGACGGAACAAUCUGCCCCUACCAAAGGUGACACUCUCGCAUACCUGUGAGCCAGAUUCCAUCCGCACAGAAUUUUUGAAGAGCAAUGAAAUCGGGGUGGUGUCCACACCGGAGACUGAACUUGCCAUGGGCCACGGACUCCCCUCGGCUUUUGAUUUACAACGGGCCGGCUGCCGCGUCGGCCUGGGGGUGGACGUACCUGCUUUCUGCAGCGGAGACAUGUUCGUCUGUAUGAGAAUUGCUUUACAGAAUCAAAGAUCGCGAGACAGUGCCUUGCACCACUCAUGGAAUAAGCUUCCGAACGCCUCCAAAGCCCGUGUUGACCAUGUCUUAUACAUGGCUACGCUAGGUGGUGCAGAGGCUAUCCACAGAGAAAAGGACCUGGGCAGCCUGGAACCCGGAAAGCUCGCCGAUAUCGUCUUGAUCCGUACUGACUCCCCCUCAAUGGUUUCGACUGUGAACCAUGGUGCCGCACUAGUGAUGCAUUGUCAUCCAACCGACGUGGAUACGGUCAUGGUUAAUGGAGAGAUUGUUAAGAGAGAUGGGAAACUACUUAAGGUAGAUUGGAAAGACUUGGCCACGAAAUUGACAGAGAACCGCAAAAUGCUGGAAGAACGCUGGAAGGGUGUGAACUGGGAGGAGACGAAGUCGGAGCUUGCCCAGCUAUGGUUUUUGCAAGAUAGUUUGGAAUAA